Molecule: messenger RNA, 2677 nt
Organism: Clarias gariepinus (North African catfish)
Lineage: Eukaryota; Metazoa; Chordata; Actinopteri; Siluriformes; Clariidae
Gene: ace2
Product: angiotensin I converting enzyme 2
Exons: 18
Coding region: 38-2455 (805 amino acids)
Biological process (GO): proteolysis
Cellular component (GO): plasma membrane
Molecular function (GO): peptidyl-dipeptidase activity; metallopeptidase activity
Source: RefSeq, a predicted model, not a curated record
GCUCACUUUGCUGAGACGCUCUCAGUGCUCCUGAAGGAUGUUUGCUCUAUGCAUCUUGGUUUUGGCCGGGACCUCUGCUGUCUGGGGUCAGACACUUGAAGACAAAGCCAGAGUGUUCCUGCAGAAAUUCGAUGAUGAAGCAUCUCGCCUCAUGUAUAACUAUAGUCUUGCAUCAUGGGCCUACAACACAGACAUCACUGCGGAGAACUCAGAAAAACUAGCGGUUCAGGGAGCAAUCUGGAGUGAAUACUACUCUAAACAAUCAGAGGCCUCCAAUGAAUUCCCUAUCGAUCAGAUUUCUGAUCCAGAGAUUAAGCUCCAACUAAAAUCACUUCAGGACAAGGGGUCAGGUGCGCUGUCGCCUGAUAAAGCCAGUUAUCUAAAUAAAAUCAUGAAUGAGAUGAGUACUAUUUAUGGCACAGCAACGGUGUGUAAAAUCAAUGACCCUUUUGACUGUCAGACUUUGGAACCAGGGCUGGAAGCGAUCAUGGCUGACAGCACGGACUACUACGAGCGGCUGCACGUGUGGGAAGGCUGGAGGGUUCAGGUGGGCAAGAAGAUGAGGCGACUCUAUGAAGACUACGUGGACUUAAAGAACGAAGCGGCCAAGCUGAACAAUUAUAAAGACCAUGGAGACUACUGGAGGGCUAAUUAUGAAACAAUUGAUGAUCCGAAAUACGCCUACACUCGAGAUGAACUCAUGACAGAUGUGCGACGCAUAUAUACUGAGAUUCUGCCUUUAUACAAAGAGCUUCAUGCAUAUGUGCGAGCCAAGUUGCAGGACACAUAUCCUGGCCACAUCGCCACUAACGGAGGUCUCCCAGCCCAUUUGCUUGGUGAUAUGUGGGGAAGGUUUUGGACCAGUCUUUACGCACUCUCUGUUCCUUAUCCAGACAAGCCUGAUAUCGAUGUGACCUCAGCAAUGUUAGCACAGGGCUGGAAAGAGCGACAGCUGUUUGAGGAAGCAGAAAAGUUCUUCAAAUCUGUAAACAUGUUUGCUAUGUUUAAUAACUUUUGGACCAACUCAAUGUUCAUAAAACCUGAGGAUGGCAGGAAAGUGGUGUGUCACCCCACGGCGUGGGACAUGGGCAACCGAGAGGAUUACAGAAUCAAGAUGUGCACCACAAUAAGCAUGGACCAUUUUCUAACUGCGCAUCAUGAGAUGGGACAUAACCAGUACCAGAUGGCCUAUCGACACCUGCCUUACCUUCUUAGAGACGGCGCCAACGAGGGCUUUCACGAAGCAGUGGGCGAGAUCAUGAGCCUGUCAGCUGCAACCCCAUCUCACCUGCAGUCUCUGGGGCUCCUACCUGCUGACUUUAUAGAAGACACAGAAACGGAAAUCAACUUCCUGCUGAAGCAGGCCCUUACCAUUGUGGCAACAUUGCCCUUCACCUACAUGCUGGAGGAAUGGAGGUGGCAGGUGUUUCAGGGUACUAUUCCCAAAGACCAGUGGAUGCUCCGCUGGUGGGAGAUGAAGCGAGAGCUGGUUGGAGUGGUUGAGCCUUUACCAAGAGAUGAGACAUAUUGUGACCCACCUGCUCUUUUCCAUGUGUCCGGAGAUUAUUCAUUUAUCCGAUAUUUCACGAGAACGAUCUACCAGUUCCAGUUUCAGGCUGCGCUUUGCCGGGAAGCUGGUCACAGUGGCCCACUUUACAAAUGUGACAUCACAAACUCAACUGUGGCAGGCAACAAACUUAGGAAAAUGCUUGAGUUGGGGCGAUCAAAAUCCUGGACACGGGCUUUGGAGGACAUCUCGGGUGACACCAGGAUGGACUCCCAACCUCUGCUGAACUACUUCAGUACACUCUAUGACUGGCUUAAGGCUGAAAACCAGAAAAACAACAGACAACCAGGGUGGGAUGCUGCUAUCGAUCCAUAUUCUGAAAUGGCUAUUAAAGUGAGAGUGAGUCUGAAAGCUGCCUUGGGAGAUAAUGCAUACCAGUGGAAUGACAAUGAGAUGUACCUCUUUAAAGCGUCCAUGGCCUUUGCAAUGAGACAAUACUAUUUAGAGAAAAAGGGGGAAGAUGUCAAAUUCAUGGCAGAGAGUAUCUACACGUACAAAGAAACCCCAAGGAUCUCUUUCUACUUUGUAGUGACCGAUCCUAAUAAUUCAACUAGGACUAUUCCUAAAGCAGAAGUGGAGGCUGCUAUCUGGCUGUCCCGAAAUCGCAUCAACGGGGUUUUUCAGCUGACAGAUGACACUCUGGAGUUCGAAGGCCUGCGUGCUACGUUGGCUCCUCCUGCAGAACCCCCUGUUCAAGUGUGGUUGGUUGUUUUCGGAGUAGUGAUGGCCUUAGUCGUCUGUAUUGGCAUUUACCUCAUCGUCUCAGGGGCCGUGAACAGGAAGAGGACAGCCAAGAAAGCGGACAAGCCUGAGAACCCAUAUGAGGAACCAACGAAUGGAACAGUGAACAAAGCCUAUGACAGCGAUAGUGAUCAAACUGGAUUUUAAUUAACUGAUUUGAGACAAAAGCCGAAGGAAAUGAUACUGCAUCGUAAUCAACCACAAUUACAAUAUAAUAAACUGUGAGACAUAUUUCACUGGUCACAUCAAUGGAUGGACCAAUGUAUUUUAACAACAUGCUGAAACAGUUUAUUUAUGUGUGAGAGCAUUGCAAUGAAGUUGUGUAAAUUGUGAUAUUGCAAUUGCGUGUAUAAUAAAUCAUGAAAUACA